This is a messenger RNA of Nothobranchius furzeri (turquoise killifish), 3137 nucleotides long. RefSeq names its product VAMP (vesicle-associated membrane protein)-associated protein B and C (gene vapb). The record is from RefSeq and is a predicted model, not a curated record. Gene Ontology annotation, cellular component: plasma membrane; endoplasmic reticulum membrane. Gene Ontology annotation, biological process: endoplasmic reticulum membrane organization. NCBI's taxonomy places the organism in Eukaryota, Metazoa, Chordata, Actinopteri, Cyprinodontiformes, Nothobranchiidae. Gene Ontology annotation, molecular function: FFAT motif binding.
UGACGUCACCAGGCUGACUCCCUUCCUGCUGCAUCACAGCAGCCUUGAGCAGCUCGAGUAGUACUUGUGACCGGGGAGCCGGGAUAUCCACCACUAAAAAUUCAUUGACAGAACAGCACCGUCUGACGUCGCAGCGUUAACAACAUCCUAACGCGGGGGCAAACCGGUUGCAGUGCGAUAACACCCCUCCAGCUGUUGGGAUAUGGCCAGGCCGGAACAGGUUCUUCUCUUGGAGCCUCAGCACGAACUGAAAUUCAGAGGUCCGUUUUUGGACGUGGUCACCACAAAUCUUAAGCUGUCCAACCCUACAGACCGGAAUGUGUGUUUUAAGGUGAAGACAACGGCGCCGCGCCGGUAUUGUGUGCGGCCAAACAGUGGAAUCAUUGAUGCAGGCACCUCGAUCAACGUUUCUGUUAUGCUGCAGCCUUUUGAUUACGAUCCAAAUGAAAAGAGCAAACACAAGUUUAUGGUCCAGUCCAUGCUAGCACCUCCUGACAUGACCGACAUGGAAGGAGUGUGGAAGGAGGCAAAGUCAGAGGAGCUGAUGGACUCCAAGCUGAGGUGUGUCUUUGAGAUGCCAGUGGAGAACGAGAAAACGCAUGACAUGGAGUCCAACAAGAUUUCAUCCAGCUUGCUGAAGUCAGAUCCCUCUGUGCUGUCUGCGAAGUCACUGAGCUCCACCCUGGAUGACGGGGAAGUAAAAAAGAUCAUGGAGGAGUGCAAGAGGCUGCAGAUGGAGGCUCAGAGGCUACGGGAAGAAAACAAACAAAUUAGAGAGGAUGACGGGCUCCGGAUGAGGAAGAGUAACAUCAUGUCGUCCCAGCAUGCCUCAGCCACCAUGAAGCGGGAGGAAGGGAUAAGCGCCCGCUCGGUGGCCUUCAUCAUGCUCUUCUUUGUGGUCGGCGUCAUCGUGGGCAAGUUGGUGUUGUAGAGCGCGGCAGUCUGGUCGUUUGCAGCAUGCUUUCGGUGGAAACACAAACACGGGAUGUGGGAUUUUGGAUCAGAAUGCCAUAUCUGCUGGGUGGGGGUGGGGGUGGUUCCAGUUUUGAUUCAGUCCCAUUUAAGUAAAAAGAAAUCAAAUGAUAAUCUAUGAGAGAAAAACCAAGACUCAUCAUCUUAUGAACUAAACAUAAAACAAACCUGUUGCAGGUCCCGCCUCUGUGUAAUCAUAUUUAUCUUUCUUGCCUUCCUCCCUAAGCUUUAGGGACCCUGAUGAAUUGUUUUUGAGGGUUUUGGGACCGUUAAAACACAGUUUAAUUUGAGAUAUUCUCAUUGAUGCAUUUUCUAACACGGGCGAGGUAGUGAUGGUGCAGCUGUGCAAAUGACCUUUUUAUUAUACUGAUUUCUUUUUUCUAAAUGACACACUACAGAACACACAAUGGCCCUACUGUACAAUAUGUCCCUGGUUUUCUCUCUGGGAAACCCCGUUUGAAGAAGGGAUUGACCACAGAGAUGAUCCAAACAGCCACGGUUACACACACACAGGGCAGUCACACCUUUUCCCCAGUCGAAGGCUUUGUUAGAUCUCGUCUUUGAUGGGUGUAUCAAACACUACUGUUUUUUCCUGGCGUCUUUUAUUUUAUUUUGUUUGGUUCCUCCCUCCCAUCACCCAUCCCUCAGAGCUCACCACAUCCCUGCCUGUCAGAGAGGGAUGCUUGCAUGCGUUCACACGAGUGUUGCAUCGGAACAAUUGAAUAUAAUUUAAUUUCUUUUUUUUUAAUGGUGACAAGUCAUUUGACUGUAGGUUUGCACAAGUAAAUUGCUAUAUUUUCUUCUUUUGUGUUUUGUCGCAGUUUUAUAAUAAUAAUAAUUAUUAUUAUUAUCAUCAUUAUUGUUAAUUUUUGUAAGAAAAUGAAGGGUUUUAAAUAUUUUUCUGCAACCUGACGUGAGGGUUUAGGUGUAAAGUCAGAUGAAAGCCUUGCCUUGGGACCUGUUGGGGCAAGUUAUUCUCAGGCCAGGAUGGAGAUACACUUACAGUACAUUAGCAUACACAAUGAGCCGAGGGUUCAUGGAGAUCGAAUGGCUCUGUUUCCCCGGCAACAUCCGCAUCAUCCAGGUCUUGUUACAGUGUCCUAACCAAGAACCACGGCUCUAUAUUCAACUUGUUUCUCAUAGAGAACCAUACAUUCUGUCUCUUUGUGGCAAAUGUAUGUGAGAAAUCAUUUGAAUGUGUUAAGCUGCCUUUACACCGUCCCCCACUGCUGGUCAGCUUUCCGUCUUCACACUACUCACAACCUGUGUAAUGUUUGGGUGUUUGUUUAGAUUUUAUUUGUUGUUGAUGCUUUUUGAACAUUUUUGAUGCACUUAGGUUAAAAAUGUCAGAUCUUCCAGUUGUCUUGUCUUUUUUUGUUGUUGUUGUUACUCGUCUGAAUAAAUGGCAAGAACUGAGUGAAGCGUUGUUUAAACUUUAACGGGACCACAUGAUGACACUGUAACUUUACCACAACAUCCAAAAAAUCCACACAUCAUUUCAUCUUCAAAUUUGCAUAUUGAGGGGUGUUCCUCUGCUUUUCUUUAGUUAUGGAGAAACAAGCAGCUGGUAAUAUUUUCAUCCUGCUAUAUUCAACGCUGAAAAAAGAAAUAGAAAAUAAACAUGAGUGCGUGUUUCUACUGUAUCUCUGUGAAGUUUUUGGGUGAGGAUGACUUGCUGCUUGGAGGAAGGGCAGAGCGGGCUCGAGCUACGGUCCAGCGUCGGGUUGUCAGACCUGGCUUGUAUGGUUCUUGCAAGGAAGUUGUUCUUGUUCAGCGUUUCCUGCAUGGAGAAUCCAAACAUUUUUACACGGAGAUCACACUUUUAAACACCAGGAUGAUUCACAUAUGUGAUCAGAUGUUUAUCUUUGCCUGUGAUAUGGUAAAGUCCAUCGGGUUGGGACUCCAGUAAAGAUAACAUGCAAGGACAACUCGAGCCUGUCCUGGUUAUAAGAUGUACCACACAGACCUGUCCUGGACUAAGACCAUCACCGUGAUCAAUGUCAGCAGUCAACAAACUGUUUUGUAUGUAUAUAAAUAAAUAAGUCUAAAUGAGAAGAUGAUUAAUAUUCCUAGUUAGGUAGUCUGGUGUAAAAUUAGAAAAACUCAACAACCUGGUUGGACUAUGUAGCAUCUUAAUAAAUUAAAUGAAUAAAGCUCCCUCCUAA